Messenger RNA from Aspergillus sclerotioniger CBS 115572, 1259 nucleotides. Its product is annotated as Spg1/Tem1 GTP-binding protein. Gene Ontology annotation, biological process: regulation of exit from mitosis. The record is from RefSeq and is a predicted model, not a curated record. The coding region runs from base 157 to 1095 and encodes 312 amino acids. Gene Ontology annotation, cellular component: spindle pole body. Lineage: Eukaryota; Fungi; Ascomycota; Eurotiomycetes; Eurotiales; Aspergillaceae. The transcript has 6 exons. Gene Ontology annotation, molecular function: GTPase activity; GTP binding.
GUUUCGUUUCUGCAAAGAAAGUCCCCUAGAUAGACCACUCCCUCCUGCCUUGUCGUCCGAUUCCGAUCCGUUGGAUGGGUUCCGGGAAACCGGUGCUGUGAUCCCAAAUCCUCAAAAUCGAUAUACGCCAUCACCACAACCCCGUCUUUCCAAAACAUGGAUGCGUCGCAGCUACCCGUAGCCGGCGCUUCGGAGGUCGCAGAUCAGGCGCAUCUGGAGCAACAACCCCAGAGCCUCGAUGCACCUGCUCCCGCAAGCCUUGGACUGGCGGGACCAGACGAGUUCACUACCACCAAUGGCUACAGCAGCGACUCGCGCGCCCACUACUCCUCUCAUGAAUUCAACUCCCCCGCCCGCGACUACCACAAUGAAAACGAGCAACCUCGACAGAACAUCUCCCCGGUGACCCAUCACUCACAGCCGCUACUGUCAUCCCGACCUAGCUCCGAAAUGUCCAAUGGUUUGUCUCAACCCAACCAUGAUGUGAACCAAAAGCAGCCAUCGCAGCCGGCCAAGAACAGUGUGGUGAUCAAGGUUGGGAUGGUUGGGGAUGCUCAAAUCGGAAAGACCAGUCUCAUGGUCAAGUAUGUGGAGGGCAGCUGGGAUGAGGAUUACAUUCAGACUCUGGGUGUAAACUUCAUGGAGAAGACCAUCUCCAUCCGGAACACGGAGAUCACGUUCUCGAUUUGGGAUCUCGGUGGCCAACGCGAAUUCGUGAAUAUGCUUCCCCUCGUGUGCAAUGACGCCGUCGCAAUUCUGUUCAUGUUCGACCUCACGCGCAAAAGCACACUGAACUCGAUCAAGGAGUGGUACCGCCAAGGUCGCGGGUUCAACAAGACGGCCAUCCCUUUCCUGAUCGGCACCAAGUACGACCAUUUCGUCAACUUCCCCCGCGAAGACCAGGAGGAGAUCUCGAUUCAGGCCAAACGGUUUGCCAAGGCCAUGAAAGCCAGUUUGAUUUUCAGCAGUACCAGCCACAGCAUUAACGUGCAGAAGAUCUUCAAGAUCGUCCUAGCCAAGGCAUUCGACCUUAAAUGCACCAUUCCCGAGAUCGAGAACGUUGGCGAACCCCUGCUGUUGUAUAAGAACGUCUAAGUCACGACAAAACGAGUGGGAUGAACGAUUAUGUGUUUGGGACGACGUGAUGUUGAUGAUCGAACUUUCCCUACGUUGGGCUGUAGGAUACGGUGAUCAGGUGCCGAGUCCUGGGGAUCAGAAGCGACUGGUCUGUUGGUGUCUUCGCUACUUUCUGUCUAUUU